UCUUGGGAUCUGUAAUCGCCGUACUACCACAUUCAUUGCGGUGCGUAUGACUACAUUUGUGAUACUCCAGACUUGGCCGUUCGCGAGGCAGGUGCCCACUUGAAGACCGCUCAGCGACAAAAUGUACAUCAAGCAGAUUCAGAUCCAGGGGUUCAAGAGCUACAAGGAUCAAACUGCGGUCGACCCUUUCAGUCCGGGCCACAAUGUCAUCGUAGGGAGAAAUGGAAGCGGAAAGAGCAACUUCUUUUCUGCUAUCAGGUUUGUGCUUUCCGACCAAUAUGCAACGUUGACUCGAGAGGAGCGACAAGGGCUUCUGCAUGACUCCUCAUCGUCAACAUCAACGACGCUGUCUGCCUUUGUUGAGAUUACUUUUGACAAUGCGGAUAAUCGCUUCCCUACUAACGGGGAAGAAGUCAUUCUACGAAGAACCAUCGGACUGAAGAAAGACGAGUACAGUAUUGACAGGCGUAGUGCAAGCAAAGCAGAUGUCGGCAACCUGCUGGAGGCAGCGGGCUUCUCGCGCGCAAAUCCGUACUACAUCGUACCACAGGGACGCAUCACUCACCUCACCAAUGCAAAAGACCAUGAGCGUCUGGACCUGCUCAAAGAAGUCGCCGGGACAAGGGUGUACGAACAGCGCAGGUCAGAGUCUCUCAAAAUCAUGGAGGACACUGAAGGAAAGCGUGCAAAGAUCCACGACCUGCUGGACUAUAUCGAGGGAAAGAUUGCAGAGCUCGACGAAGACAAGGAGGAGUUGCGCGAAUACUACAAGAGAGACAAGGAGCGUAGAUGUCUCGAGUACACCAUUUACCAACGAGAGCUGGAAGACGUUGCCGAGGUCCUCGAGAGAUUGGAGGAAGAGCGGGUCAAGGAAUUAGGAUCAUCCAGCGCUCAGGUUCAAGAAUACAACGAAGCCAGCAAAGUUGCCCUCAACCUGGAAGAGCGGGUAGCGAUUCUUCGUCAAAACAUUGAGAAACGUCAGGUGGAGAAGGCACAAGCGGAGCAAGGUCGCAGAGAGCUCACCAAAGCCCUAGCUGAGCUGCAGAUGCUUGUCUCAGAGAUGGAGGAGGCUGGCGACAACGCUGCCGUUGAUCGUGAAGCGGCACAGAAAGAGCUUGAAUACCUCGACGCGCAGAUCAAUAACAAAGAGGCUGAGCUGAUGAGCAUUAAGCCACAAUGGGAGGAAAGGGGUAAGGAUUUGAGCAGUGUGAGAGAGGAGCUGGAAAGGAUCAAGGCCCGCAUUCGGACGCUACACAGCAAGCAGGGCCGUGCCGCCCAGUUUAAAUCAAAAGCCGAGCGCGACAAAUGGCUCCGGAGUCAAAUCGCCGAUUUGCAGCAAUACUCGCAGGCGCAAUAUCAACGGAUCGAGCAGACCAAGGAUGAGAUACAAAAUGCACGCACCAAGCUGAACGAGGCAGAGCAGAGACGGGGAGAGACCAGUGAACGCAUCGAGGGGCGCAAGGAGCUACUCCAAUCACUUUCAAAGGAAUGGCGCGCUGCAAAGGAAAAGAGGGACACUGCAAAUGAGCAGAAAAAAGAGAUCUGGAACGAAGAGGCCAAGCUUUCUUCAGAGCUGGGAUUCAUUCGUGAUCAGCUAAAUGUAGCGCAGCGCACGCUUGCUGGCACCAUGGACAAGGCCACUGCAAGCGGCAUCUCUGCGGCAGAAAAGAUAGCUUCCCGUCUGGGCCUGACGGGUGUGUACGGCCCGCUAUACUCUCUCUUCACAGUGGAUGACAAGUACAAAACUGCGGUGGAGGUGACUGCAAACACAAGCUUGUUUCACAUCGUUGUCGAUACCGACGAGACAGCAGCAAAAGUUGUCGAUGUGAUGAACAAGGAGCGCAGUGGGCGAGUCACCUUCAUGCCGCUCAACAGGUUGAAGUCGCGCAACAUCGACUUUCCGCAAGCCAACGAUGCUGUGCUCAUGAUCAAGAAGAUCCAGUUCGAAGCUAGGUACAGGCCCGCCAUGGAGCAGGUUUUUGGAAAAACCAUCAUCUGUCCCAACCUCGAAAUUGCCGGGGCUUAUGUGCGCAGUCACCGCGUCGACGCCAUCACGCUAGAUGGGGACAAGGUCGAGAGAAAAGGUGCGCUGUCUGGCGGUUUCCACGACCCAAGGGGCAGCCGAAUCGAUGCGGCCAGAUUCUACCAUCGACUCAAGGAUCAGGUAUCUGCUGGCAAUGACAGGCUCGAUGUUUUGAAGCAACAAAUCGUGCGGCUCGAGCAAGAGGUCACGUCUCAUCUUGGGCAAAUGCAGACAGUCGAAACGAAGCGACGGCAGCUCACCGAGUCCAGAGGCCCUUUGCUCGACCAAUUGACCUGGCUCAGGAGGGAGGAGGAGAGCUGCUUUGACAGGCUGAAGGGACUUGAACGCAUUCAGGCAGAGCAAAUGAUCGACCUCACCACGACCCAAGAGCAGGUCCAAUCGUUGGAACAAGAGCUCAGGUCAGCGCUGAGUGAUGGCCUGUCGUCUGAAGAGGCCACCACCCUCGAGCAGCUCAACACUCGCAGCGAAGAACUCAACAAGUCACUGAAGCAUCUGACUCGUCAAGUCUCAGAGCUUGAAAGCACCAAGACGAGUCUCGAGAUUGACCUUGACGAAGAUCUUAAGCGCAGAAGGGAGGAGAUCAGAGCGCAACUCGAAGGCUUGAGCACCGUCAUAGGCCCGAACCUGGAUGCGGGCGCUGUACAGGACUCUGAUGUUACAGCUCGGAAGCGUGAUCUGGCUACACUUUCCAAGAGGAUCAGCGAAAAAGAAGUCAUUGCAACACGGACAUCUGCUGCAUUGGAAGAACUGUCUCAAAGCUUGCGAGAUGCCGAAGGCGAACUCGAGACACUACGCGCAGAUCAAGGCGAAUUGGCGCGAUAUGUCGGAAAGCAGCAAAAGGGCAUUGAGCGGUAUGUUAGCAAGAAGCAGCGUCUUGCCGAACAGCGCGACAAGUGCAACAAAAAUAUUCGUGAUUUGGGCGUUCUCCCAGAAGAGGCAUUCGAGAAUGGCAAGUAUUCCACAAUGAAGCCGGACAAGCUUCUGAAAAUGCUCCACAAGGUCAAUGAGAGCUUGAAACAGUAUGGACACGUCAACAAGAAAGCUGUCGAGCAGUGGAACAACUUUACAAAGCAGAGAGAUCAGCUGAAUGACCGCAAGGCCGAGCUAGAGAGCUCAGCGGAGUCCAUUCAAGAGCUAAUCGAGCACCUGGAUCAGCGCAAAGAUGAGGCCAUCGAGCGGACGUUCAAGCAAGUCUCGAAGAACUUUGAAGACAUUUUCGAGAAGCUGGUGCCGACGGGUCGUGGGCGGCUGAUCAUGCAGCGCAGAGUGGACCAGAACCCCGAUGCGAUGGACAUAGAUGGCGAUGACGCCAAGAGCUCCAUUGACAACUACACCGGAGUAGCGAUAAAGGUCUCUUUCAACUCCAAAGUGGAUGAGGGCAUCAGAGUCCAGCAACUGUCAGGCGGUCAAAAGUCGCUCGUGGCGCUCGCAACUGUGUUUGCCAUUCAGAAAUGCGACCCGGCGCCUUUCUACCUAUUUGACGAGAUCGACGCCAAUUUGGAUGCACAGUACCGUACAGCCGUUGCAGCCAUGAUUCACGAGCUCUCCGAAAAUGCUCAGUUCAUUACCACCACGUUCCGCCCUGAGAUGGUCGCCGUGGCCGAGCGUCAUUACGGCGUGCUGUUCAACGCGCAAAAGAUCAGCACAAUCCGCACCAUCACGCGGAGUGAAGCACAUGAGUUUGUUGAGGCCAGCGCUGAGCCUGCCAAGUGAACAUUGCAUUGUUGUUUCGUUAUUGUUCAUGUUUCUCUUUCGCCCUUUUGUUUGCAUUGUAAUAACAUCCCGUGCCUCG
Tilletiaria anomala UBC 951 is the source of this 3836-nucleotide messenger RNA. Its product is annotated as putative SMC3. NCBI's taxonomy places the organism in Eukaryota, Fungi, Basidiomycota, Exobasidiomycetes, Georgefischeriales, Tilletiariaceae. The coding region runs from base 122 to 3757 and encodes 1211 amino acids. Gene Ontology annotation, molecular function: ATP hydrolysis activity; cohesin loader activity; double-stranded DNA binding. Gene Ontology annotation, biological process: mitotic sister chromatid cohesion. Gene Ontology annotation, cellular component: chromosome. The record is from RefSeq and is a predicted model, not a curated record. The transcript is spliced from 13 exons.